AUGGCACAAUUUGAAGAAGUCGCGGGAACCUGUUCGAAUAAAGAUGAUAUAAAUGAAGCAUGUUGUACUGUUCGAAGUGUUACAAUUGGAUUAAUUUAUGUCAUUGGAAUGUCUUUUCUUCAUCAAUGGGGAAAUUUUCAAAAAAUGGCUCCAUUUAUUUCAUCUGUUUUAGUUAUUGUUACUGCAUAUCCAUUUGGUUAUUUAUGGUCAAAAUUGAUUCCAAAAUCGAAACCAUUUACAUUAAAAGAACAUGGAUUUAUUUUAGUAAUGGCAAAUGUUGCAUAUAUGUUUAAUUCCGUCUUUAUUUAUGCAACAUUAACAACAAUUAAAGUUUUAGAAAGAGAUCAAAUUAAUUUUGCAUAUUAUUUCUUUUUUAUGCUUUCAAUUCAAUUUCUUGGUUUUGGUUUAGCAGGUAUUCUUCGUCGAUUUUUGGUUUGGCCAUCGGAAGUUAUUUGGCCUCAAAAUCUUCCAUUAAUUGCUGUUUUACGUACAUUUCAUGAUCGUCAAUCAAGUGUUAGUGAAGCUUUAUAUGGAAAUCAACAACAAAGUGUUUUUCAAAAGAUUAUGAAUAAUCGUUUAUUAUUCUUUUUCGUCAUAACAUUAAUUUCAUUUACAUAUGAAUGGUUACCAUUAUAUAUUAUGCCGAUUUUAACAUUUUUCUCUUGGAUGUGUUGGAUAAAUCCAUCAAAUGAUCCAUUGGCACAAUUAACAGCUGUACGUGGUCUUGCGAUUGGUGGAGGUGGAUUAACAUUAGAUUGGUAUACAGUAACACGUUAUCUUGGUUCACCAUUAAUUUUACCUGGUUGGGCAUUGAUGAACAUUGCAUUUGGAUUUGUUUUAAUUAUUUGGUUAAUUGUUCCAAUCGUUUAUGGAACAAAUAUUCGAAAUUUUACAACAUUACCUAUUGGUGGAGUUAUUUCAACAGAUUUUACGGCAUUAAGUUUAGUUACAGCAUUUGCUUCAUUUGCCAGUGUUACAGCUGUUUUUGUUCAUGCUCUUUUAUUUCAUGGUGUUGAUAUUUAUGAACAAUUUAUGACAAAAAAAUUGGGAAAUAUGGGUAAUGAUAUGCAUGCUCGGAUGAUUUCUCUUUAUCCACCUGUUCCUGAUUGGUGUUAUUUACAAUUAUUUGCAUUAGCAAUGAUUACAGCUUGUGUUACAUGUGAUCAUGCGGGUUGGUUAAGUUGGUAUUAUGUUUUAUUAGCAUUAUUUAUUGGUGCUUUAUUUACAUUACCAUUUGGUUUAGUUUCAUCAAUUACUGGACAAUUAUUACAUAAUUUAUCUGUUUAUUAUAUUUGUUUAUUAAUUGGUCAAUCUUUGUCAUUACAAACAUCAGCUAAAACGAUUUAUUCAUUUAUUGCUCUUGGUUAUGUUGUAUUCGUUCAAACAUUGGUUUUAAUUCAAGAUAUGAAAUUUGCACAUUAUAUUAAAAUCGCUCCUCGUUCUUUAUUUGCUGCUCAAUGUUUAGCUGGUUUAGUUUGUUCAACAUUUUCUAUUGGAAUUCGUUAUAUGUACACAAAACAAGGUAAAACAGCUGAAAAUUGGUCGAUUUUUAAUAAUACAAAACUUGGUUGGACACUUUUAAAUGAUUAUGUUGGAUUUUUCAGUGGAGCCAAUUUUUCUAAUCGAGGUUUAUUUUGGGCAUUUUUUGUUGGCGCAUUUCUACCCGUUCCAGGAUGGAUUUUAUCCAAAUUUUCUCGUUUUCGUUGGUUAAAUAAAUUACAUUGGCCAUUAAUUUUAGUUACAAUGGGUUGGAUGCCUUCGAUUGUACCUGCUGGUGCUCUUUUUACAUGGCUUUUAAUCGGUUUAAUUGUUCAUUUUACAUUUGGAAAAUACAGUUGGAGACAACGACAUGUUUAUUUAGUUUCAGCUGGUCUCGAUCUUGGUCUUAAUAUCGCAUUAAUUAUCAUCAGUUCAGCGUUAGUCAACAAAAAUGUUUCAUUUCCACAAUGGUGGGGAAAUAACAAUGCAUCUGUUUAUGAUAGUUGUCAAAAAGCUGUGCAAACUUGGUAA
Molecule: messenger RNA, 2010 nt
Organism: Adineta ricciae
Lineage: Eukaryota; Metazoa; Rotifera; Eurotatoria; Adinetida; Adinetidae
Source: the annotation of a GenBank genome assembly